Molecule: messenger RNA, 1829 nt
Organism: Diatraea saccharalis (sugarcane borer)
Lineage: Eukaryota; Metazoa; Arthropoda; Insecta; Lepidoptera; Crambidae
Source: the annotation of a GenBank genome assembly
GGUUCUUAUUGUUCAUAUUUCGCGCUCGUCCAUUAGUUGCUAGGACGCCAACCUGUAUAAUCUUCUUAAAAGUUCCUUAUUUUUUCUUAAUUUGGAAUUCCAUGAGCCAUGCGUUAUAUUACAAUAGUGUGCGUGUUUUCUAUAAUUGUCAGUGUUGCUCAAUUUAAAGUUUUUCGGAAAUGUUGUCCAAAAAAUCAAAGUCUUAUAAAAUUAUCAAGUUUAGAUAAGAACUCGCGAGACAAAUAUGAAUGUAUUGACUACGAUCGUCAUUUAAGUGAAUACAAAGAAGUUAGUCUGAAUUCAGAUCUUGUGGUGAACCAAAAUGUAAUCAUAGACAAUGGUAUACCUCAAAAAUGCAACUUCAGUGCUAUCGAGCAGUUCGGAGAAUACUUCAAUGCAUCGACAGACAGAGAUAUUUGUUAUGAUAGAAUUAUAACUGAAAUCAAUAAUGGUAUGAUUAUACGUUCAAGUAAUCUAAGUAUUACAAUGUUGAAAUGUGAUGGAUUCGAAUUCAUGUCUCGAAAUAAGUUAAAAGUACAAAGUAUCGUCAAAUGUUGUCCAAGGGACCAAGUUUAUGAUAGCGAAUAUCAUUUAUGUAGAAAAAGUCAUGAAUUUAAAGAAGAAUGGCUCAUAAGACAAUUAAGGCUAAACAUCUCUGAUAUUUUCUUUAUUGCAAAUAUGAUGAAUUGUAGUCGAGAUGAGUAUUCCGUAGAAAUAAAGGAAGGCAUUUAUAGACUAGCUUUAAUUAAGAGGGCCCUUCGAAUUACUACAGAAAAUGGAGAUGAUGAAUAUUACAUAAAGUGGGGGAGUUGGUGUGUAGAUCAGGAUUAUAUGAGCCGGCGGCUCUUGGCAAGAGUCUGUACCCGUGAUUGCUUUGAAUUUAAUGCUUAUUGUAUGAGAAAGUGUUGUCCCAUAGGAGAGCAUAUAUCAAGAUAUGACACCAGAAGCUUUUCUUGUACGCAGAAUUCGGAUGAUAGAUUCUUAUUUAACCUAUCAUCAUACAUAGAACCUUUAAGAAGAAAGAAGGGUGAUAUUGGGGGUGAAUAUUGAUGUCUUCCUAUUUUUAUUGCAAUCUAAGUUUUAUAUUAUUUAAUACGUUUUUUUUUAUAAUAUAUCUUUACAAAUAUUGAUUCGGGUGUCUAGGAAGUUGCGAUACCUCUUUUUUUAUAUUUUCAAUGUAUUUAUUUAAGACACUGCAAUCCAAUUUGUUUUGUGGAAAUAUAGUUUAUUUUGAAGUUUUGAAUCAGAUUUUGGAUCAGUUUUAGACAAAGAAUGAUAAAUUGAGGCUAAGUGCUUUAAGUUUAAUACUCUAAGCAUAAGCGUCAAAACGGAAGACCCGCGGUAAUACGGACCAUGUCUAAUCCGGCACCCUUGUUAUCCGACACACCCGUGACUGUUGGUGUGUCUAUAUAUAAAAAAAACACAUAUCUUCAUAGUUCUCAUAAAAGUGAUUUACUUGAACAUUUAAAUAAGUUAUUGUUUUUUGUAAGUUCUAUAGAACUAAUUAUGAUUUUUAGAAUUAAAAUACUAUUCAUUUUAAUAUAACUCAUUGAUAUAAAAGGAACAUAUUUUUAGGCAGUAACCGCAAUUCAAUAUGAAUCUACAUGAAUCCCUACAAAUCGCGAAAACUUUCGUUGAUCGUUAGUUAUGGAGUUGAGUUGGAAUAGUUUAAUAUGAAAAUUUAUUUUUAGGGUCCCUUACACCAAGGCUAAAACGGGACCUUAUAAUAAGACUUCGCUGUCUGUCCGUCUGUCACCGGGCGGUAUCUAAUGAACCGUGAUAUUUGUGAACAGUUGAAAUUUUCACAAAUGAUGUUUUAUGUUGCCGCU